Molecule: messenger RNA, 3365 nt
Organism: Chlorocebus sabaeus (green monkey)
Lineage: Eukaryota; Metazoa; Chordata; Mammalia; Primates; Cercopithecidae
Gene: HRC
Product: histidine rich calcium binding protein
Biological process (GO): ossification; cell adhesion
Molecular function (GO): calcium ion binding
Source: RefSeq, a predicted model, not a curated record
GAGAGGAGGACCUGUGAACAGGAAGGGAGACGCUAGUGGGGGCAGUCAUGACCGGUGAGGAGCAGGAGAUACUGAAACACAGAGACGGGCAAGGCCACUUGUCUCCUGCCAGCCCUCUGUGACGGGGACAGCUGCAGCCUCCGUAACCUGAGUCCCCCUACCCCUCCCAGCUGUAUUUAUAGCCCUGGCCUAGCCCAGUCCCUGCCCCCAGAUCUGAGUUCCAGGGACAGGAGGUCAUGGGCACGUGUGUUGAGGGCCAUGUUCCUUUCCCCCACUUCCAGGGCCUCAACAUUGGCAUCACUGUCUCACCAGCGUGUGUCAUUCCGGCUGGAAACACCCCACAAUCAAACCCCCAGUCCUUCCAUGCGAGGGGUCUCUCCCAUCUGAUAAGUCUCUUCUGCCUCCCCCAGGUGCCCCAGGCUCCCCCAAAAACCUGCUAAAAGUCUAGCCUUUGUCUUUGCAGCUGCCAAACAUGAGCUUGUUGGUAGGUCAAAGUCAAGUCCCUUGGCCCCCAUCUCCUGGCCAGGGAGAGACCCCUCACUGGUCCCCUCCCCAGCUGGGAGGAGGAGGAGCAGGAGGCGGCAGGCGGGGACUGACCCAGAAUAACUCAGGGCUGAGAGUAAAUUUAGCCAGAGAGAGGGGAGGGGAAAGACCCUAUUGGCUGGGGAAUGGGGAGGGAGGGCCCCAGAGGGGGGUCAGGGGGCUCGGGAGACAGCCUCAGAGGGGUGUCCAGGGCCAGGCAGCAAGGACCAGAGGAAGGUGGACAGAGACCGACAGGACAAAGCAAAGGAGCGACACAGAGAAAAAAAGAGACUGACCCCAAAGGGACAAAGACCCCAACAUUCGUCCACCUCGCCGCAGAGGCAGCUGGAGUCAGUGCUGCCUGUCCGUCCCCAUGGGCCACCGUAGGCCAUGGCUGCACACUUCUGUCCUCUGGGCUGGGGUGGCCAGCCUGCUCCUCCCCCCGGCCAUGACCCAGCAGCUGAGAGGGGCCGGGCUGGGCUUCAGCAACUGGAACAACAACGCCGGAGUCACCGGGCUCUCCCAGCAGGCAUCGGCAGAGCUUGGCCACCACCUCCACAGCCCGAAAGACCAUCCAGAUGAGAACGAGGAUGUUUCCACAGAGAAUGGACAUGAUUUCUGGAGCCACCCAGACCGUGACAAGGAGGAUAAAGACGUCCCCAAGGAAUAUGGGCACCUACUCCCGGGCCACAGGUCCCAGGACCAUGAGGUUGGAGACGAGGAUGUCUCAGGUGAGGAGGUCUUUGCACAGCAUGGUGGGCAGGCCCGUGGGCACAGAGGCCAUGGGAGUGAAGACAUGGAAGACUCAGCUGAGCACAGGCACCACCUCCCCAGCCACAGGAGCCACAGCCAUCAAGACGAGGAUGAGGACGAAGUUGUGUCCAGUGAGCAUCGCCAUCAUAUCCUCAGGCAUGGACACCGAGGCCAUGAUGGGGAAGAUGAUGAAGGAGAAGAGGAUGAGGAGGAGGAGGAGGAAGAGGAGGUCUCCACUGAGUAUGGACACCAGGCCCACAGGUACCGAGGCCACGGGAGUGAAGAGGAUGAGGAUGUCUCAGAUGGACACUAUCAUCAUGGCCCCAGCCACAGGCACCAAGGCCAUGAAGAAGAUGACGAUGAUGAUGAUGAUGUCACCACUGAGUAUGGACACCAGGCCCACAGGCACCGAGGCCACGGGAGUGAAGAAGAUGAGGAUGUCUCAGAUGGACACCACCAUCAUGGCCACAGCCACAGGCACCAAGGCCACGAAGAAGAGGACGAUGAUGAUGAUGAUGAUGUCACCACUGAGUAUGGACACCAGGCCUACAGGCACCGAGGCCACGGGAGUGAAGAGGAUGAGGAUGUCUCAGAUGGACACUAUCAUCAUGGCCCCAGCCACAGGCACCAAGGCCACGAAGAAGAAGAUGAUGAUGAUGAUGAUGAUGAUGAGGUCUCCACUGAGUAUAGACACCAGGCUCACAGGCACCGAGGCCACGGGAGUGAAGAGGAUGAAGAUGUCUCAGAUGAACACCAUCAUCACGGCCCCAGCCACAGACACCGAGACCACAAAGAAGAAGAAGAUGAUGAUGAUGAUGUCUCCACUGAGUAUGGACACCAGGCCCACAGGCACCAAGACCACAGAAAGGAAAAGGAUGAGCCUGUCUCAGGUGAACACAACAGUCAUGUCCCUGACCACAGGCACCAAGGCCACAGAGACGAGGAAGAAGAUGAGGAUGUGUCCACUGAACAUUGGCACCAGGGUCCCCAACGUGUCCACCAUGGCCUUGUAGAUGAGGAAGAGGAAGAAGAGGAGAUCACAGUCCAGUUCAGCCACCGUGUUGCAAGCCACCAACCUCAAGGCCACAAGAGUGAUGAAGAGGACUUCCAAGAUGAGUAUAAAACAGAAGUCCCUCACCAUCACCACCACAGAGUCCCCAGGGAGGAAGAUGAGGAGGUCUCCGCUGAGCUUGCCCACCAGGUCCCCAACCACGGGCAAAGCCACCAAGAUGAAGAAACUGGCCAUGGUCAAAGAGGGUCCAUCAAAGAGAUGAGCCAUCACCCCCCAGGACACACAGUGGUCAAGGAUAGAAGCCAUUUGAGGGAGGAUGAUUCUGAGGAGGAAAAGAAGGAAGAGGACCCCGGCACCCAUGAGGAAGAUGAUGAAAGUUCAGAGCGGGGAGCGAAAGGCACCCACCAUGGCAGCUGGGACCAGGAAGAUGAGGAGGAUGAGGAGGAAGGUCAUGGCCUCAGCCUGAAUCAGGAGGAGGAAGAAAAGGAAAACAAGGAGGAGGAGGAGGAGGAGGAAGAAGAGGAGGAGAGGAGAGAAGAGAGGGCUGAAGUUGGGGCCCCACUGAGUCGAGACCACAGCGAGGAGGAGGAGGAGGAGGAGGGGCUGGAGGAAGAUGAGCCCCACUUCACCAUCAUCCCCAACCCACUGGACGGGAGAGAGGAGGCUGGAGGUGCCUCCAGUGAGGAGGAAAGCGGUGAGGACACAGGUCCACAGGACGCUCAGGAGUACGGGAACUACCAGCCAGGGUCCCUGUGUGGCUACUGCUCCUUCUGCAAUCGAUGCACUGAAUGUGAGAACUGUCACUGUGAUGAGGAGAACAUGGGUGAGCACUGCGACCAGUGCCAGCACUGUCAGUUCUGCUAUCUCUGCCCGCUGGUCUGCGAAACGGUCUGCACUCCAGGAAGCUACGUCGACUAUUUCUCCUCCUCCCUAUAUCAAGCCCUGGCGGACAUGCUGGAAACGCCGGAACCCUGACCCAGCCGCUCGACUGCGACACAGGUGUACCUCCCCUUGCCUUCCAACCCCUUUCCAUGAGCCAUAUUUAUUUCUCUGAAUAAACGUGCUCCCCGAAACCUCA